AUGGCUGCACGUCCUAACAUUCCCUAUUUUGCCCCUGCCGAGCUGCUGCCUGCGCCCCUGCCGACAGUGGCAGAAAUUCUGGCUUCCACUACACGCCUUUCCAAGGAAUAUGAGAAUCUUGUGUACCGCGUUGGUGAGCACUUCGCCGUCAAGUUCGGACCUGGGGUCCAUAUCCAAGAGGGCGAAAACAUGUAUUUCGUUCAGCAUUCGACGCAAAUCCCCGUCCCCAAGGUUUACGCGCUGUUCCAUGACGAGAGAACCAAUAUGGACUUCAUUGUUCAGGAGUACAUUUCAGGAACUGACUUAGACCUUGUCUGGGGAACUCUCGACACCAACCAAAAGCAAAAUAUUGCUUCGCAGCUUCACCGGCAGCCAAUUCGAGACUUCCACUUCCUCGAUUGGGAUCGAGACGGCCAGCACUACCUUGACAGCCUCAUCUCGGGGCCGCACGAAACCGAGGACCAGUGGAUUGAGGCGAUGUGGCAAUGCGUUAUCAAGGCGUCUGUCAUCCGGAGGGAUCCGGAGGACCAAUACAUGUUGCCGUUAGUUCGGCACUACUACCAGAUUAUUUUCAAGGGACACGAACCAGUCUUCACCCACGGGAACAUCCUGCCGAGAAAUAUUAUGUUACAGGAAGAUGGAACCGUUGUUUUGAUCGACUGGGAGCGAGCCGGAUGGUAUCCCAGCUACUGGGAGUUCUGCUGCACUGUGAAUAUCGUCAAAUACAUCGACGACUGGGGGAGUUGGAUUUGUAAGAUACUGGACGAGGAAUAUGUCGGACAAUUGGGUUGGAUGCAAAAUCAUCGUAAUGCGAUUAGGUAG
This is a messenger RNA of Dichotomopilus funicola, 822 nucleotides long. RefSeq names its product kinase-like domain-containing protein. The transcript has 2 exons. The record is from RefSeq and is a predicted model, not a curated record. Lineage: Eukaryota; Fungi; Ascomycota; Sordariomycetes; Sordariales; Chaetomiaceae. Bases 1 to 822 code for a protein of 273 amino acids.